Numida meleagris (helmeted guineafowl) is the source of this 7955-nucleotide messenger RNA. RefSeq names its product fatty acid desaturase 1-like. Bases 3516 to 4700 code for a protein of 394 amino acids. The record is from RefSeq and is a predicted model, not a curated record. Gene Ontology annotation, cellular component: membrane. Gene Ontology annotation, molecular function: oxidoreductase activity, acting on paired donors, with oxidation of a pair of donors resulting in the reduction of molecular oxygen to two molecules of water. Gene Ontology annotation, biological process: lipid metabolic process. The transcript is spliced from 12 exons. Lineage: Eukaryota; Metazoa; Chordata; Aves; Galliformes; Numididae.
GCAGUGGAUCCUUACAGAGGAAUUCCCCACCCUUGUUUCUUCCUGUGGAGAUCACCGGAAAGACACUACACAAAGGAGAGAGAGCUGGCUAAGCCAGAGGUGGGGAGGUGACACAGCUUAAUUCCAGUGAUGAAUGUGAUUUAUACAGUUUUUUUUUUUUUAAAGGUGUGUUCUUAAUUCUUCUUGUGCUUUUUUCAUUUCUUUUCUCUGGUGCUGAGAUACAGGGGAAAUGGUAGAAUGGAGGAGGUGGUUCCAUCAAGCUGGAGUCUUCUUUGGGACUGGGAGCAAAUUAUUUUCUGUCUGCUGACUCUUCAUUUGCUGAGUGUAUAGGAGAGAAAUCUCUUAUCUAACAUAGGCUUUGUUGAGGUGAUUCUCAUUAUGUAUGUAGUAAGAAAGCUGAGACAAUAUGCGAUGGGAGUAAUUGAAAUGUGAAGACAGUAAGAAGAAAUUGUGUAUGUGCUCUGUUUUCAAAAACCUAUGUGUAAUCAGCAAUGGCAAUAGAAGUCCCCAAACAAAGGAGCAGUGGGGAGCAUACGAGAGUUCGUACCACUGUUCAUGUAUAUAUGGGUGAAGGGGAAAAGGUGCAGGCAGCAGUUCUGUAGGAAUAAGUGUGAGGAAAUUAGAGACCUAACUAAGGCAGAGGAACAGGAAAGUGCAGGCCUGUAGAUGUGACAGCUCAAGGUGCCAUUUUCUGUGGGAACGUUCCCCUGCACUUCUCUUCUGUGCUGAAGGCCACUGAGUUAUUUGACCGUUCCUAACUUCGUAUGGAGUCUCUGCAAAUCAUUUCCACAGUGCCAUACUUCUGAGUGUUAUUGAACCCAUUACUGAAAUAUGGAAUAUCUGUAGUUGGGAUCCCUACGUGGGUUGGGUUGCUACAGAAGCAAAAGGACAGUAAGUGUGUUGGCCACCUGAAGCUUCACUUGUUUUUUAAAUUCUGGAUUAAAAGGUGAUUUGCUAAGCAGAAAGAACUCAGAACUUCUGGCCCAAGGAGUAUUAUGGGUCCUUGUAGAAAAAUUUAAUUGAGUUGUAAAAACAUUAUGGUUUGGGGUACUGUUAAGUUAUAUUUAACUCUUCAACCAGCAGAAGUCAGCAGGCUGCAUACCCACAGGCAUACACUGGCCAAACCAUUACAUAUCUUUCUCUGUUGGAUGAUGUGCCUUCAAAACACACCCCAAAAGGGCAUUACUGUGUGAUUGAUUAUAAUGUUAAUUAGCCUUACUGCAUUCCCUGGUGUAUUUUUCUUUACUGCACCAGUGCUACGGAUUCCGAAUGGGAUACAGCUCUUGGCACAGCAGUAAUGAAGACGUCUCCAUCACAUUUUUGUCUUCAAAUCUUCCAGGUUUUUUGUCUGUGUGUUCAGGGACCCAUCCCUUUUUCUAUUGUCAUUCAGGUAGAUAAACAAGGUGUAGUUUUUCCACCUAUUUUGUGCUUUUUUUUUUUUGCCCAGCUACUAACUGCAAAUACAGCAUGCCUCAUUUUGAGGAAGAUAAUGGUGCUUUCUCUGGUCAACAUCCAAAAGGAGUAUGGCUUGUGAGGAAAUAGAGGAAAUGUGUCUUCUCAGGCCAAGAUUAUUUUUAAGCGCAGAAUAAAAUUGUAAUGGAAAUAAUAAAAAUAUAAUUAAAUCAUCAAUAACUGUUGAUUUAAAAACUGUAAAGGAAAUGGGCCUUAGUCACUCUUUCCUACCUUGUUUUUCCUGCUGUUUCUCUCCCUUUUAUUAUUAGAACUGUUGAUGGAGGAAGUCUUAAUAAUAAAACUUCUUACCUUACAAAUUAUUGCUGUCAUGAGAGUAAAAUAUUUCUGUGUAAGAGUCAGCACUCUUUAAAGUGUGGAAUAAAUGUCCGCAGCUGCAGAAAGAGCUGUUGUAGACCUCAGCAUUUGUAUUUCAGAGGAAGGAAUUGCUUAAUCAGCUUUGUCAUUUUUAGCUUGUAUGAAUACACUGGGAUGAGAGAGGAAAAAAAUGAUCCCUGGCUUCUGGAAGUUGCACUUCCAAAAUAUAUAUAGCAAUGUAUGUGUUUUAGGAAAUCAAGAGUUGUUCUGUAAGACAUCCAACAAGCUAUUAGCUCUCAGAUGAAACCUCAAAGUGGCUCCAUUAAUCCCAUAGCAGGCACAAGCCUCGUGGCUUUAGCUGUUCUCCUGGGCAGUAUCACCCAAAACUGUCCUCUUGGUUGUGGAGCGGUGGAUGGGGGAAAGACUACUGUUUGACUGCAUUUCAAGUUUUCUGUGACCUUAGAGUGUUGGCUGUAAGCCACAAAAGACAAAAGUCCUGUUACACUGGUCUGAACAGCUAUGGUUUAAUGUCUCAGCUCCAUAAUGGGCACCCCAGGCUAGGCUUUUCAUGCAUGUGGAUGAAGAUGGACAAGUAGGGAGCUGCCUAUGCUAGGCAAAAGAAAACAUUGAAGGUAAGGUUGUUUCUGAAGAUCCUCCAGGAAAUUCCAUCUCCCUAAUUCAAGUGUCACAUCCUGAAAAUUAAAAUGCUGGAUGGAACCACAGACUGUUCUGGUAGCAAGGGGAACUGGAAUGUGAGAAUUUUUGCUUUCCUCCUGUGGACUAGUGAACUUUUAAUUCAGAUAGACGAGCAGAAGAAUUGCAACAGACAAGGAAGGCACUCUUCUGUUUUGUCAGAGCAGAUUUUCAGUCAUAUUUGUCAGAAGAGGGAACUGAACUUAUGCUUCUCUGGCUGCUGGACACUGAGUACUCUAGUCAGAGAGAUUCUAUAUAAAGAUGCAAGUACUCCAGCGUGUUUUUGAAGGAAGGCAGCUAGACUUCAGCUCAGUUCAUGAAGCUUACUUUGAAAGCACUUACCAGAUGGGUUGUGACAAGUGAGGUAAGUGGAAAAAAUCUCUGUAUGCCAAGGGGGUUGUAAGUAUUCAACACUUAUGUUGGAAGUGCUUGGUAUUGCCUAACAAGUGGUGUGUUUUUGGUUGUUUUUUUUUUUAAUUCCCAGAGUCAGAAUGUUAUCUUCUAAAUGUUUAAUUUUAAAAAAAUAAAAUAAAUUAAGCUAUCCCCAGGGGGGCUAGGAUGAUCUAAGAAUUAACAGUUUUGAAGAACUGGAACUUAAACACAUUAAGACUUCAGAGGCUCCUGUGUCUGCCACUGGGAAGAAGAAGCAUCUGCAAUACAGUAAAUCAGUUGCCCAAGUAAUCAGUGAAAAUAGCAUGAUGAACUGAUUCAUAAUCCUAAAGAGUAAGACCAAAAGCGGACCUGAAUCAAGAUACUCAGCUCUGUAAACACUGAGUUUACUGAGACAGCAUAAAAGGAGAAAUGAGCUGUAUGACAACUCAGUUUCUAUGAUCACUCUGGGCUUCUUUAAAUCCAUUGUGGUAGAUUAUUCUGAGACUCUGGGUACUGAAAUUUUGUAGUAGUGAACUACUAGUCUGAGGCCUCUCAGUUUCUCUCAAUAUGUGCUCAAAUACACUUUUUAGGAACACCACAGGCCCCCAUUUUUCCAUUUAGCAGAAGCCCUUUGUCUCCACAGUCAUCCUAAAAACAUGGAACCUGAACACUGAAACAGCCACAUGAUGGCAGCAAGGCAUCAGAAGGGAUGCAGGACGUCACAGCGUCAGAGAACUCGUGAUGCCUUUGUAGCAUUUCACAGUGAUAAGGCUCUGGUGAAGAAAUACUUGAAGUCUCUGCUGAUUGGGGAACUGGCACCAGAUCAACCCAGCUUUGAGUCUAACAAAAAGAAAUCACUUUUAGAAGACUUCCGUGAGCUGCGCUGCACUGUUGAGAAGAUGGGGCUUCUGAAUCCAGAUUCCACCUUUUUCAUUCUGAUUUUCCUUCAUCUCCUGGUACUGGAUGCUGCAUCCUGGCUUACGGUCUGGUACUUUGGGAUAUCCUUAGUGCCUUUCCUUGUUGGCAUGGCAUUCUUCACCAUUGCUCAGAUCCAGAUGGGCUGGUUCCAACAUGAUCUGGGGCACUGCUCUGUCUUUAGGAAGCCUAAAUGGAACCAUCUACUGCAGAUCAUUGUGUUUAAUGUCCUGAAGGGGUUACCUGCCAGCUGGUGGAAUCAUCUGCACAAUCAGCACCACGCCAAACCCAACUGUUUCCGCAAAGACCCUGAUCUCAAUAUGCACCCUCUCCUGUUCAGCUUGGGAAAGACACUCUCUGUGGAACUUGGAAAAAAGAAGAAGAAGUUCAUGCCUUACAAUUAUCAGCAUAAGUAUUUCAGCUUAUUGGCCCCACUUGCACUUGUACCCUUCUUCCAGCUGUCCAUAUUCUACUUUCUAAUCAGGAAGAAAAAGUGGUUGGAACUGUUAUUGGUGGUAUUUUUCAACAUCCGAGUCUGCCUCAUGUAUAUUCCUUUAAUGGGAUUUAACAACUUCAUGGUGUACUACUGGAUGUCCAGGUACCUAGAAAGUACAUGGUUUAUUUGGGUCUCGCAGAUGAACCACAUUCCAAUGCACAUUGACUAUGACAAGAACAAAGACUGGGUAUCUACUCAGCUCCACGCAACAUGUAACGUGAACCAAUCUUUGUUCAAUGACUGGUUCACUGGGCACUUGAACUUCCAGAUUGAGCACCACCUUUUUCCCACAAUGCCUCGACACAACUACUGGAAAGCAGCUCCUUUGGUGAAAGCCCUUUGUGAUAAGCACGGCAUUGAGUAUAAAAGCAAGACUUUACUCAGAGCGUUUGUAGAUAUUUUGAACUCACUGAAAGAGUCAGGGGAACACUGGCUUGAAGCCUACCUGCAUGGAUAGAAGCUGGCAGCUCUCGAAGGGAACUUCUUCACCAGACAACUGCUGCAAAGAGUCAGUACAGACCAACAGAGUGUUUGUGACUUCUGACAUAGGAACUUGGGAGCUGGGCAAAGCUAAUUGCAGUAGGAAUCAUGGGUGGGGAAGUGGAUUAAAGAUAUAUUUUUUUCACUGAUCUGAACCACGAUAUCUCUAUUUUUUGCUGCUCUCAAACUCAGCAUUCAGAGCCAUGACAAACUGGGCCUUUAAAUUUGGGAGAUGUAGCUCUUGAACCAGCUGGACCAAUUUACUGUGUAGGCAGGGCUUAAAACAGCUCAGCUCCUUGCUUAUGGGAAAAGUUUAAAUGGAAAUUCUUUGUAUUUUUGGCUUGAUGGCUCAGUGAAAAUGGAAUUAGACAAAGCAAACUGCAGGAAGUCAGAACACGUUAGGAUGGCAGGACCUUCAUGGGAUAUUCAAGGAUAGGUAAGUAUGCAAAGAACAAGAUGGCCUGCAGUAUGUUGUCAUCGCUAGUGAUCAUAUGAUCACCGCUUUCUCUUACUAGCUAACUGAAGUGUUAUUACUUGUACUGUUCAUGAAAUGCAUAGGGAAGUAGAUAACUGGAUGCUAAGUUUUACUUCUCUAAGAGCUAGUUUGAAUAUGGUCCAAAAGGUCUGUAUAGUAUGUAUAAUUUAUAUGUAUAAAUAUAUAUAUUUAAUUGUGUACUGCCUGAUUAGCUUUCCAAUGUGAUGUUACAUGUCUUUGCUGAUAUCAGACUACUUUCAAGACUCUUAAUUUCAGUAUACCAACUUUAAAUGAGGCUUAGAAAUCCAGACAUUGAGGGGUGGGUCCAGAUCACAAGGGUUUAUAGGGUUCUAUUGCUUUCAUUGACUUUUACAUGUAAUUUUUUUUCUCUAAAUACUUCCCAGUGAUUUCAAGGACAUAUGAGUAUUUACACACAUGAGCCAUUAGGCAACUAAGUACAUUUGUGGCUCUAUUCCUGUAUCCAAAAAAGCAAUUAAAUCAUACCUAACUGUCAUUCCACGCAGUCCUCUCUGGCCCUUACAAAGUUUUUUCCUCCAUUUCAGCAUCCCAGAGAACUAACUCAUACAGGUUUUGUACUUGUAAGCUGUUUGGCCCCUGCAAGAAGGAGGAAAAGGACCUAGCGCCUCCGUACUUAGGGUUCUGCAAAGCUUCUGCUAGUGGAAAGCAUAAUGAACUCCUAUGUACAAGGCACAAUAGGUAUCCAUGAGCACCAGAAUAGUCCUAUUGGUUUGUGAGAAAGCCAACAAAAUGAAGAAGCCAAGAGUGAGACUACAGUGGAAUAUCUUCACUGAAAGAGCUUUAAAUCUUAUAGGAAAUGUCAGCUGUAACUGAGAAGAUGUGAGAGCAGAGCACUGAAUAAUAGACAAUACAGAGGAUGUGUGAAAGAAAAGAGGAGAUGUGUGGAUAUCGAUUAAUUGCAGGAAAAAAAAGAAGGUAAUAACAGCUGAGUGAUGAUAACAUGGUUGUUCGGAAAAGCUAGAAUACAGGAAAAAAGAGAUUUUAAGAAUAACAACCAGUCACCUAUUCAUGAUUCUUCAAUUGAGAGUCAAUAUUUAAUUUAGGAAGAGUAUACGACUUCUGAUUAAUGUGGCUGAUCUUGAUGUAACUGUAACAUUUUCUAAUAUGAAUUAUAACAAAUUUAGUCCAUUAUGAGACAGUUGAGCCUAACUAGCAAAACCUAAAUUGUGUUGUAUUCACCUAAAUGUCCUAAAACUGUGAAUGUAGUCUGCAAUGCCAAAUAAGUAUACUAUUUGCCCAUAAGAGCAAAGGCCAAGUGGAAGAAAAGUGGUUAUUUUCCUCUGCCAUUUGCACCCAGAAAUCUAUGCCCCAGGCUUUCAGUGGGCAAACCACUCAGAGGAGGAAACUGGGAAAGGGCUUAAAGUGAAAUAUUACAGUGGACUACCAUACACAUCUGCAACCCAUUGAUGAUCAAAUUACAUGCAUUUCAACCUUCAGACAAUAGCAGUCCUCUUCCAAGUAAUGAAUAUUAUCAAGCUUACAAGGUAAAGAUCCCAAGAAGGUGUAUGAACUUAAAUUUCUUCCUUCCUUUUUUUUUAUUUUAUUAAUUCUUCUGUUUUAAGAACAUUGGCUUUUAUUUAUAACUUAUUUGUGUAUGUGCAGGUCUGGUAACACUGUUCUGGUUAUUUCCUAACAAUUGCUGACAGAUGUCACUGAAAAAGGUUAUGAUUAAAAAGUACUGUUGUUCAAAAACUACUUAGAAUGUACUUUGAAAACCUUUUCUAACUGCUACAGUCUGAAAUAAUUCCACGUUCCCAAAUCAAAGGUCAGUUUCCACAACUAUGUGCAAGAGUAGUAAUAUUUUUAUAAGUAGUAUUUAAGUGAUAGUACUUUCUUAAGAUGAAUGCAGGGUUUUCAUUGCCUGCUCUAUUGUCCUGGUGAAGGCAGUUUAAGUGUCAAGGAUUUCGGUGUUUGGUUUUUUUUUUUAAACAGAUGGACGUGAAAGCUGUGGUGAUUAGAUCUUGAUUUCUGCUGAAAUUCUCUAAAGACAAGACUGACACAAAGUAGUUCUUUCUGAUGUCAGCCUCAUGAAUCAAUCUGAUUCUUUGUUCCAUUUAGCCAGCAUUCUACUUGUUUGAAUGUGGUAAUUUAUUGAGUCAAUUGUUUGCAACCUCAUUUAAAUCUAAAUGUUUUUGUCUCUUUAACUGAUCUAAAUGUGCUGCUCUAUGUGAAUAUUGAUUUAUCUCUUUAUCUGUUUCAUAAAGGUUAUUAACAUACAUGAAACUGGUUUACCUUUGUCUAGUUCUAACGUGGCUCAAAAACUUCAAGGGCCUGGGAUAGCCCCCAGUGAGAAGUUAGCAAUCCACUUAGGUUGGUAUUAAAGUUCUUUGUAACUGUAAUGUUCCCUGAAAGACAACACAUAUAAUCAGGAAUACCCAGAAGAAAGAAGGAAAUCAGGGAAAUAGCUUGCACAAUAUUGCUUCCUUUAGGAGUUUAUACUAAGAUUCUGUUAGUGGUGUGUUUUCCUACACAGGUACAUCAAAAUUGUCAGCUUCCCACAGGUAUCUCAUAAAAUCCUUUCCCUACAAGGCAGUGAUGGCACAAAUGGCCACACUGUUAUACAGUCAACGAGCACGAAGCUUCAGAGGGCCAUAGUAAGAAAGGCAGCAAGAACUGCAAAGCAAAAGAAAUAUGUCAACAGUUGUUAGAAAUUGAAUUCUGCACAUGUGAAUACAGAAUGUUGUGCAGAGUAUGCCUUGUGCUUCCUAUUAUACAGCA